Molecule: messenger RNA, 506 nt
Organism: Seminavis robusta
Lineage: Eukaryota; Bacillariophyta; Bacillariophyceae; Naviculales; Naviculaceae
Source: the annotation of a GenBank genome assembly
ACGAUGCUGCUUCUACAAUUAUUAUCAAGCUAAGAUGGGGGACGCAGUGACAACCACUCUGUUGCUGAGUGACUGGGAACGCUAUGGGCUCUCGGAACGUGUGUUAUCAUUUUGAUCUGACAGAAGCUCUGGGUUCUUCCUCCGAACAAGCACAACAACCACCCCAUGAAGCUCCACCACUGCCACCAGCACAGCCACCACGUUCCAAUCCAGAAGGAUGCAAUGCCAGUGUGGACAUCACUACCCAGGAUCGCCACGCCACCACUCCACCCAACCCCAAUGAUUCCAGUGCCGAUGAAGCUGCCGUCGCCACCUGGUUUCAAGAACAAGUCCGAGUUGACUUUGAGGGCUCAAUCUAUAAAACCGUAGAGCUGAUUGAAAACAGCUUCAGAAAGCUUCUGUGCCGGUGUGCUGUUUUGAGAUUUUAGUCGCUUCAAGUACUGGCGUCAUGGUGACGCUUUAACGUUUGCCCCUCGCCGAAACCAUUUCAGUUGCCAUCGCUCACA